Messenger RNA from Penicillium argentinense, 1074 nucleotides. RefSeq names its product putative tartrate dehydrogenase. Gene Ontology annotation, molecular function: magnesium ion binding; NAD binding; oxidoreductase activity, acting on the CH-OH group of donors, NAD or NADP as acceptor. The record is from RefSeq and is a predicted model, not a curated record. Bases 1 to 1074 code for a protein of 357 amino acids. The transcript is spliced from 3 exons. Lineage: Eukaryota; Fungi; Ascomycota; Eurotiomycetes; Eurotiales; Aspergillaceae.
AUGUCCAAAACCUACAGCAUCGCCGCCAUCCCCGCUGAUGGAAUUGGCCCCGAAGUCAUCGAGGCGGGUAUCAUUGCCCUCAACGCCUUGACGGAGACCCUCAAGACUUUCAAGCUCGAGUUCAAGAACUAUGACUGGAGCUCCGAGACCUACAAGAAGACCGGCAAAUACAUUCCUGAUGGCGGUCUCGACGAGCUGAAGAAGCACGACGCCAUUUUCUUCGGUGCUGUUGGCGCGCCUGACGUCCCGGACCACAUCUCCCUCUGGGGUCUGCGCCUGUCCAUCUGCCAGCCCUUCCAGCAGUACGCCAACGUUCGCCCAACUCGCGUCUUCCGUGGCACCGAGUCUCCCUUGCGCAACUGCAACACCGGUGACCUGGAUUGGGUAAUCAUUCGUGAGAACAGCGAGGGUGAAUACGCCGGCCAGGGUGGUCGCUCUCACACCGGAAAGCCGUGGGAGGUUGCUACCGAGACGGCUAUCUUCUCGCGCCACGGUGUCGAGAGAAUUAUGCGAUUUGCCUUUGAGACGGCCCAGAAGCGCCCGCGCAAGCUGUUGACUGUCGUUACUAAAAGCAAUGCUCAGCGCAACGGCAUGGUUCUGUGGGACGAGGUGGCCAAGGAUGUCGCGAAGGACUUCCCCGAUAUCACUGUUGACAAGAUGCUGGUGGAUGCCAUGACCACCCGCAUGGUUCUGAACCCCAAGAGCCUGGACACCAUUGUUGCCACUAACCUUCACGCCGAUAUCCUUUCCGAUCUUGCUGCCGCCCUGGCCGGCUCCAUCGGCAUUGCGCCCACCUCCAACCUCGACCCUACUCGCCAGUACCCCAGCAUGUUCGAGCCUAUCCACGGAUCUGCCUUUGACAUCACUGGUAAGGGUAUCUCCAACCCCGUCGCCACCUUCUGGACUGCCGCCGAGAUGCUCGCCUGGCUCGGUGAGGAGGAGGCUUCCAAGAAGCUUCUGGACUGCGUUGAGAAUGUUUGCGAGAAGGGCAUUCUCACUCGCGACUUGGGCGGCAAGGCCAGCACCAAGGAGGUGACUGAUGCUGUUGUUGAGGAGAUCAAGAAGCUGGCUUAA